Klebsormidium nitens is the source of this 843-nucleotide messenger RNA. NCBI's taxonomy places the organism in Eukaryota, Viridiplantae, Streptophyta, Klebsormidiophyceae, Klebsormidiales, Klebsormidiaceae. The record is from the annotation of a GenBank genome assembly.
AUGGCGCCGGCGUUGAAGUCGUUCCUGAUUAUUCUCUUCGGCCUACUCUGCCUGGUUCUGCAGAAUGCAGAGGUUUUUGCAACCGCUUUGGGGCAGAACUCCGGCUACGUUGUUCCGGGGACGGAACUUCAGUUCCGUGGCGAAACAACCACAGUCGCCCACCGGAAGCUGAUGCAGACUCCGUCACCAAUGCAAACGCUAGGUACGGUCGCAUCCAUGUGCGCGCCUGACGAUUCGCUUUCGAACCCGCUGACCCGCGUGUACUGCUACUACAAUGUGACAAUCGGCGGUGUCCCCUCCACGUCAUUAGCGGCCUGCACGUACAACGCAACCGGUGGUCUCCUUCCGAUUCCUACGGCCAAUGUUUCUAGAGCCACCCCACCAGUACCCAAAGUCUCCUGCGCAGGAAGUUUCGUCCUCAACUCUUGCCCAGCGUCGGUUCAGCCGACCUCUGCAAACGCGAGCGCCUUGUACCAGCAGACUCUUUGCGUGUACGUUGUGAAUGGAUCAACCGCAAUUUCAUCGCUUUGCGCUUACAACGCGACUGGCACGUUAACUGGGGGAUUUAAGGGCUCCUCCUGCCCAACAGUGAUUGGCGGGCCCCCGACGCGUGCUCUGACGCCUGCUCUGACGCCAGCACUGACGCCAGCACUGACGCCAGCUCCACUAGUACUGCCAAGUGGCGUCACGGUGGGGCCCGUCUGCCCACUCGUCGAUCUGCAAAACAACCGAUUCGGGCGGUUGGAUUGCUUCUACCAGCCUCAGCUGACGCCUGCAAGUUCGGGAGACUGUAACUACGAUAUAGUCACCGGUCGUCUCGUACUUCCCGGCUCCGCCUCCUAA